Messenger RNA from Aspergillus aculeatinus CBS 121060, 1417 nucleotides. RefSeq lists its product as uncharacterized. The transcript is spliced from 3 exons. The record is from RefSeq and is a predicted model, not a curated record. The coding region runs from base 1 to 1398 and encodes 465 amino acids. NCBI's taxonomy places the organism in Eukaryota, Fungi, Ascomycota, Eurotiomycetes, Eurotiales, Aspergillaceae.
AUGACUACCAAGAACUUUCCACUCUCGGACGUGCUCGCGGUCGCGAAAAUCCAUCCGUUCUACAAUUCAGAUGUACUUUAUCCACCGGGUCCUGAGCAGAUCCGGGCUAUUGUGCAGACUGGAGUCUCUCAAUCCGGGCAGACUACGAGUAGCAGUCUCGAGUCGCUGCCACUGACAACCAAGAAGAAUCUCUAUCGGGUUAUCGAGCGAUUGACCAAGGACACGAGCCCGCACAACGAAUACCGCCGCAGCGCCUAUGUCAGCAUCACAGGCGGUGGUUCCGGGGGUUUGCCGCUGAUGUUUUUGUCGGAUGCGAAAGAAAACCGGCAGCACCGCGCAGCAUUUGGCGAUUUCCUGAGGAUCUGCGGAGUGGUGAAACCGCACGAUUGGAUCCUGACAACGCAUGCCGCGGGCUAUUGGUAUAGGUCUCUUGACCUCAUGACUGAGAUUCUAGAAAACGCAGGGGGGACGGUUCUCAGCGCUGGCAAUUUCAUGACUCCCGAUGAGGUUGUACGCGCCCUUGAGCAUUACCAGAUCAACGUCUUGACAGGCGAUGGCAGUCAAGUCAUUCAAAUUGUCCACCGGAUCGGAACCCUUCCGGCCGAGAAGCGAAAAGGGAUCAGAUUGACGAAAGUGAUCUACACCUCUGAGCCGCUGACUGACGGUCAGAGACAAUACAUCCGCGCGACGCUGGGCCCGGUCAAGAUAUGCUCCGUCUUAGGAAGCGCAGAAUCCGGGCCAUACGCCCUCCAUAAUCCGGACCUGACCGGGGAGGCCGGGCUCACAGGCUCCAUGGACUUUGUCUUUGACACCCGGAGCCUCGUGGUUGAAAUCUUGCCCCCUUCCGUCAUGGAAAGUGAUUCCCCGUCGGGGCUCAGGUCCCUGCCGGAAGGCCAGGAGGGAGUCCUCGUCCAGACCUCCUUGCAACGGCGGCGCAAUCCCCUUGUACGUUACAUCACUGGUGAUCUCGCAUCGGUUCACCCACUCCCCGACCUUGCGCGAUCUGUGGUCCCGGAAUCGGAUCUUGAACACUUGCGGGUUCUCCGUUUGCGGGGUCGUGAUCGUCGCUUCAGUUUCAAAUGGUUUGGAAUGUACUUUGAAUUCACCAACAUCGAGAAGCUUAUGCAGAGGGAGGACUUCGGGUUGCUGCAAUGGCAGAUUGUCAAAGCGACCCAUGAUUCAUCCCCGCAGACAACGCUUGAGGUUAGGAUGCUCCGGGAGGCAGCGAGUGAACGAUUGAUCGCUCGACAAGAUCUCGUCCAUGAACUGGAGACUUUCUUUUUCGUGCUGCCCGAGAAUCGGCAUCUGUUUCGGCUGACGUUCGUGGAAGAUCUGGGUGGGUUUGAAAAGAGCGGCACGGGGAAUAAAGUCAUGAAAUUCGUGGAUCGAGCACAUUAGCUCUACAUGUAGACAGGAU